GCACGCCAGACUGAAGGAAGAAGAAGGAAUCUGAAGAGGCCAGAUGACACCAGAGCUACUUUUCAACAGCCUCCUCAGUUUCCUUUCUCAGAAAGCAGAAACUCAAACCUUGGAGACAGAUGGGAGGACUGAAGGAAAGAUGGUGCCAUGAUGGCACACAGUGCAGCACUGGGGACACCAGAAGCUUGUUGGAUAAGAUGGCUGCAAAGAGGAAGAGGGAGAUGAAAUGUGAAGGAAGAGCAGUACUGAGGCAGAAUAUAGAGUUCCAGGGAUCAAGGAGAAGAGGGAUAUUCCAGGAAGAGGGAUCAGAAUAAGGUGUUAAUGAAAACUGAACUCAUGAAGGAAGUCAGUUUGCUGCAGAUGCAGCCCUGGGUCUUCAGCUUGUACUACAGAAACAGAAGGAGGGCUCUAUGGAAAGCUUAUAUGAGCCAGUCCCAGAGCAACAAGCUAACCAAGGGAGCAUCUCUAAAAGAACUGGUUCUCUUAUCUUGCCAUUUGGAGAGAGUGGAAAAGUACACAACAAUCUCUCCAAGGAACUCUCUAAUUUUGAGAAUGCAAAACCAAAAAGAAAGUCAAUCUGGAGCUCUAUAUCUGAAAACAAAGGAUUUGAAAGGAAAACAGUGAAUGACACAAUUUGGUGGGAACCCAGCAGCCCUGAGAAUGAUUCCCACCUCAGAAGACUCUGUCAGCUAAAAGAUCUAAAUGAAGAUGACUCUCUUUUGAGUAAUAACCUACAUACUUUCCAAGGGAAAAAACUUCAAGGCAUUUCCUAUCAGACCGUAGAAUCAGGUGGUGACUCAGCAGACUCAAUGGGGACUUUUAAAAGAAUAAAGAAACUGGUUUGGACCAAGAAAGCCAGGAUGCCGAGUCUGAAUGACAUGAAACCUACAUUAAUAAAUCUCCAAGAUGAAGAUGAAACAUUGAUUUCCUGUAUGAAAUUAGCCAAGUCUCAAGAAAAGAAAGUUAGUAAUGUUAGCACAAGAAGAAAGGAAGCAAUGGAGGUUAGAUUGGAUUCUCUUUCUGCAUCACUGGUUCAAUCCAGCACUUCAACUGGAUGCAGUUUGGCAGAAAUGUUAUCCCACAGUGAAAGUAAAGUUCAGAUGUGGAAUAGCUGGAAGCCUUUUCCAGAAAACCUGGUCUGGACGUGUGUUGAUUUCCAAACUACCCACGCUGGACCCUGGGGAAACUGUCCCUGCUGUGCUCACCAUGCACGUCUCAAGUCCUCUUAUACAGAUAUGGACCUCCCACAUUCAUGGCGCAGCAGCAGUUUUGGGAAUUUUGAUCGCUUUCGGAAUAAUUCCUUAUUAAAAGCAGAUGAUUCAACUGAGGUAUGUGAAGGGGAGCCCAUAAAUGAAAGUGGAGAACAAAAUAAAACUUCAAAUAAUGGAGGAAGUUUGGGGAAAAAAGUGAGAGCUAUUUCCUGGACAAUGAAGAAAAAAGUGGGUAAAAAGUACAUCAAAGCACUUUCUGAAGAAAAAGAUGAGGAAGAUGACAGUGCCCUCCCAUAUCGGAACAGUGACCCCAUGAUUGGAACCCGCACAGAGAAGAUCCCCCUAAAAGCCAGUGACUCCAUGGACAGUCUCUACAGUGGACGGAGCUCAUCAAGUGGGAUAACAAGUUGUUCAGAUGGUACAAGUAACCGGGACAGCUUUCGACUCGACGAUGAUGGCCCAUACUCUGGACCAUUCUGUGGCCGUGCCAGAGUACACACUGAUUUCACACCAAGCCCCUAUGACGCUGACUCCCUCAAAAUCAAGAAAGGAGACAUCAUAGACAUUAUCUGCAAAACGCCAAUGGGAAUGUGGACAGGAAUGUUGAAUAAUAAGGUGGGAAACUUCAAAUUCAUUUAUGUGGAUGUCAUCUCAGAAGAGGAAGCAGUCCCCAAGAAAAUGAAGGUGCAGCGAAGGGGUGGAAAGGAAAACCCUAAGACUUUGCAAGAGUUCUUAGAGAGGAUUCACCUUCAGGAAUAUACCUCAACACUUUUACUCAAUGGUUAUGAGACCCUAGAAGACUUAAAGGAUAUAAAAGAGAGUCAUCUCAUUGAAUUAAAUAUUACAAAUCCAGAAGACAGGAUGAGGUUACUAUCAGCUGCUGAUAAUCUCGAUGAAGAAACUAUUCAAGAGCAAGAAAAUGAAUCUAUGCCCUUAUCCUUAAGCCCAGACAUCUCCUUAAAUAAGUCACAGUUAGAUGACUGCCCAAGGGACUCUGGUUGUUAUAUCUCAUCAGAAAAUUCAGAUAAUGGCAAAGAAGAUCUGGAGUCUGAAAAUCUGUCUGACAUGGUACAGAAGAUUAGUAUCACAGAGCCAAGUGACUGAACACACUUCUCAACUCUAUCUGCAGAUGCAUUCUAUUUUAACUCAUCUUGAGUGAAGGAAAAGAAGUGUUUGCAGAUACUGUUAAAGUUACAGUAUUUUCUUCUGAAUGUACAUAAAAGUUCAUAUUUCUAACAUUCCCAAUUAUUGUAAGUAACAUGUAUAUUUAUUAUCCUAAAUGCUACAUGUUAAUAUUUCACUUGCUUAAGGAAAAAUAUUAUGUAAACCUUUGGUAUGUGUGACAUAAACUUUAUUUGGCUUCAUUUUACAAGUGCAAAGUGAUCAAUUCUGCAGAGAAAAUCCUCUUUUUUUUCAUACCUGCCAGCUUUGAAUUUGUGUAUAUUAUUAAAUGAAUAGAAAUGCAGCAUGUGUCUGUUUAGCCAAUUGUCCAAGCAACAUUUACACUUAUACUUUUGUACUUACAGGAGAAGUGGAAGUUAAUAUUGGGGGACAUUUUAUCCUGAUCCACAGUGGAGUUUUAGUAAUUGUCUUUUCUUGAUUUUUUCACUGUUAUCUGCUAUAAAAGUAUAGAUAAAAGUAUAUUAUCAAUUGUGGUUUAGUAAAACUAAUUUUAAUAAUUGUACAGAUGUUUCAUCUUUGAGUGUAAAUAUUUUUAUUUUGAAAUAACCUAAUUUUAAUAAUAAAAAGAACUAUGUGCAUUUUGUA
Manis pentadactyla (Chinese pangolin) is the source of this 2978-nucleotide messenger RNA. RefSeq names its product SAM domain, SH3 domain and nuclear localization signals 1 (gene SAMSN1). The transcript has 18 exons. NCBI's taxonomy places the organism in Eukaryota, Metazoa, Chordata, Mammalia, Pholidota, Manidae. Gene Ontology annotation, molecular function: protein binding. Bases 411 to 2315 code for a protein of 634 amino acids. The record is from RefSeq and is a predicted model, not a curated record.